AUGUGCAACGUGCUGGCUCUAACUGUCAAUCUUCAUAUUCAAUUUAUCGAGCAAAUAGAACGAAUGGAAAAAUACGAAUUUCACAGAUUUCCUUUUGAGAAUAAACUUUUCACCGACAUGAGUACAUUUCACAAACAAUAUUUUCAAGGAAAUAUAUCGAGAAAUUAUUGGACUUACGCUGACUACGCUUUUACAGAUUUCGUAACGGGACCAUUGACUCUGCUCCACAGUUUGCAAUGUGUAAAUUUAGUCAAACCCAUAAAAGAAUUACAUACAUAUGUUAUUCAUAUUAUAGAUGCAAAAUAUGUGGAUAGAUAUAACUUUCCAUCUUGGGAGCUUUUCUUGCAUUUCAUACGUAGAAAUGGGAAAUUAAUAAUUGUAAUGGUAGGAUUAGAAUUACCGGACGAAACAUCUAACAGUGAAAUUUGUAGAAUUUGCGUAAACUCUGGAAAGAAGCUCGUUCUUGAAUCUGUUCACAUGUUGUACCACGAUUAUGUUACCAGUUCUGCAUAUAGACGACCAACUAUAGUUAUAGGAUUUCACGCGGAACUUAAAUAUUUAGAUGCGCGGAGAAAAUAUUUAGAAGCAAUUCGGGCCCAAAACUGUUCGUUACUUUUGACUAGUAAGUCGAAAAUUAAGAUGGAAGAGCACUUAACUGAGAUACGAGACGUCUUGGGUGAAUUUGUAAAACCUCUUCUUGAAACUGAAAAUAAAUUCCGUUCACAUAGACCAUAUAGAGACUUUGACACAAAUUACGUGUUUUAUCGUAAUGCAUUUUUAAUUAUCUACAAGAAUUUACAUAAUUCGAAUAUGAGUAAAAAGUGCGCUCUGAUAACAUAUCGAGGACCAUGUUCAUCUGCGACUUAUAACAACUUUUUUCAUGCUUAUCUUUGUCACGUCUGCAAAUUGCCAAAUCAAGGGAAGCUGCAGCUGUGCAACGGAUGCAACAUGAUUGCUUAUUGCAACGAUCACCAUAGAACAAUGCACUUAGUAGAACACAAGUACAUUUGUCAAGCUAUACAAAAAAUUCGACAUAAGAAUUUAUUAUGUAACGUUCCUCGAACACCAUUGCAAGAAUUUUUCAAUUCGAAGAAUAAAUCUAUAACAGCACUGAGCGAAGCACUGGGUCGUAAACUUUGUGAUUAUGAGAUGGAAAUGAUCGUGUGGGCAAGAUUGUGUAAUAAAUGUGAACAGCAUGAAAAAUUGUUCACUUGUCCUGUAUGCUAUUCCGUCAGCUACUGCGAUAAUCACAAAGGAGAGAUUGAUAAACACUAUGGAAUCGAAUGCGAAAACCUGGCGCUGAGUGUUAAUUACGCAAUCAAAUACAUGGAUCGCUCAGGACAAAGAGAAACUUACAAGUUUGAUCAGUUUUUUGACACAAAUAAAUGGAAUUUUACUGACAUGGGAGCAACAUUUCCAAGUGUAUAUAACUGUCCAUCUUGGGAACUUUUUUUACACUUAUUAGGCAAAAGGUGUAAAUUAUUAAUUGUAUUAAUAGGAUCAAAUGUUCCACUGCAAGGAUUAGACUUUAGCAUUUGUAGCUGCUGUGAACAAUCUGGGAAGACGGUCGUUUUCGAAACUUAUCAAAUGAUGUACCAAGAUUAUGUGGCCAGUCCUGUUUAUAAACAGCCAUCUUUGGUUAUAUUAUUAGAUUUUGAAUUUAAAUACGACGUUUCAGAUAAGAUGUGUUUAAUGGCAAUUCGAACUCAGAAUUGUCCUUUAAUUAUAACCGCCAAAUCGCAAACUAAAGUGCAAGAUCACUUGUUUCUUGUGCAGCAACAUAUUGAUGUAUCA
Dinoponera quadriceps is the source of this 1794-nucleotide messenger RNA. RefSeq lists its product as uncharacterized. Lineage: Eukaryota; Metazoa; Arthropoda; Insecta; Hymenoptera; Formicidae. The annotation marks the transcript as partial. The transcript is spliced from 3 exons. Gene Ontology annotation, cellular component: extrinsic component of mitochondrial inner membrane. The record is from RefSeq and is a predicted model, not a curated record.